AUGUGUGCAUCCAUCCCUCCGCUCAUCCCCCUCUGGCAGCAUCAGCACCACUUGCCUCCUCCGCCGCUGCCGCCACCACCGCUGCUGCUGCUCCCGCUGCUGGAUCCCCCCGUCUCCUGCCGGGAUCUGCCUCCUCCUUCUCUUCAGGGAGCUCUUCCUGGAACUGGGAGGGGGAGGGAGAUCACCACCUCCCAACUUGCUGCGGACCCUCGGCAAGGCAUCGGGAGCGGGGAAGGAAGGGGAGGGAAUUUCACGAGAGGUGCACGAGGAGAGCGGAGGAAAGGCAACACCCAGGGUUACAGGAGAAAAAAGGAAACGAGGAGCACAUUACACCCUGAUAGGCCUGAGCGGGAGCGGUGGCAACGGCGGCAACGGCGGCGGCGGCGGCCGGGGGUCCGGACGAGCAGCGCCAGCACGCGGGGGUCAGCGUCGCCAGGCCCAGUUUUCUCCUUUGCAGAGGAGCCAUUGAUGGAGCCUUGCCUCACGCUGCAGCGAGGUGUCUUCAAUCAAUGCAACUGCCCCACUUUCUCUAUAUGUGUAUGUGUCUGUUUGCCACUGGAGCCUGAAGGGAGGCUGCUGAUGGUGGCGGUGAUGGCCAUGGUGGAGGUGGUGGUGGUGGUGAUGAUGACGAUGCAAUGGCAGUGGCGCUGCUCACGUGAUUUCUGGCUUAGCACACCGUGUUUACUGAAAGACUCUCUUCGGUGACGGGUAUUCUUGGGUGGAUAAUACGGAUCACGUUGUUAUUGCUUAAGAAUACGCGUAGUCGAGGAGAGUCCUGUCUUCGCCCAACAUCAGCAACACCCCCCCAAGCCCCCGACACCCACCCACCUCCUCACCUCACCCCGACUACGCACCCAUCCACCCUACGGAGGACUGUCAGGUUGGGUGAAGCCACGCCCCCACCCUUUACAAAAAGAAAAAAAAACACUUCUUCUUUGACCUGUACUGCAUUGCAAUGUGUUUUUUUUUUUUGCCUGACCACUUCCUGUCUGCUGAGCCACAGUUCGAGGUUGACAGUGUCCUCACGUCUGUCCCACCAUGCAUCUGUCAGUCUGCCUCUGUCUCCAUGGCGUUGGACAGUGUGCGUGUGUGCGUGUGUGUGUGUGUGUGUGUGUGCGUGCGUGUGUUUGUGUCAGUGUGUGUCUGUCGGACAUGUUGCGUUGAAAUUGUCCAGUCUCCGAGGAAAAACUGGCUCUUUGUCUUGUCUGACAGCCACUUUCCUAUUAUGUAACUCUAUCUGCAUGAACGCUGUCUGUUACCAUGGUGUAAGGCCGCCGUGACAGCCUGCACGCUAACACGUACAUGCACAUCUACAGUGGGAGGGUCCAGCCUAGAUAUCGAUUCGCAGAAAUGUGAAGUCAACACAGACUUAGGCCCCAUAAACUAGGAGUGUGACUGGACUUAACCCUGAUAAACCAGCACAGCCUCCAUGUGCAGCGACCUGAAGAUGAACCAAAACUAAACAAAGCUUUAAAAAACAAACGAAAUAACGAAGAAUAUGCAUUGAUGGACUUAGUCCAUUUACUGACAGUCAUUUCAACAUGGCAGUGACCAUCCAGACUCUUUGAAAGCCCCUUGUUUAGGCCAUUGUGGCACAGUUUGCUGGUUUGCCCAAAUAGUGAAGUUUCUAAAAGUCAUUUUAGUUAUUUAGUUUAUUCAUAGAUCCAUUUACUAAACCUAGAAGUCUUAGUGUAGGGCCACUGGAACUCUAGGCCCAAUUUCAACAGCAAUGGUGGUCGAGUAAAACCCAUGGGAUACCAAGAACAACAAACAAACAAAAAGUAAGACAGAAAUAGAUGCAAUUUUAGCAGGCAGGAGAAAAUUUGACUCCUAUUUCAAAAAAUUACAAACCUUUUAGGAGUUAAUUAUAAAUUAUGAUUUAUAUUUCAUUAUUUCAUCAGAAAUCAACAAAUUAUUCAAUCUGAAUCUAAAACUAUCACAGAAUGACAAAAACACAGAUUCGAUUAUUAUAACGGCACGUGCACUAUUCUCAUUUCAAAAACUACUCAAACAAUGAACGCGCCAAAUAUUCUUCAGCCCAAACAAGCCUUUGAGUCAGCUGAUGUAACAGUGAUGCCUUCACUUGCAGAGCUUUACCUCAAAGUCAAAAGCGUAGCUUAGCAUCAAAGAAAAAUAGUUGAUUAAAUAUAUUAACAUGUUAUCAAAAUAGCUGCUGACCUCUAUGUCAAUACGAAAAAGUUGAAUUAAAUAUUUAUUUUCACAGUUUUAGGCCUGUGCACGAAACUGAGAACGGAUUCCUUUAACAACAUGAAAGCUCAAUUUUUUGUUGAAAUUAGCAAAUUGUUGGCAGUACUUUUGCUCUAGCAACACUGAUAAUUACUAGUGCCUAGUGUAUUUUUACUGCCGUUACUGUAUACAGUGGAACCCAUUGACGACAGGCCGAGCCGAGCCGAGCUUUCCCCUCCCUGGGCCCCUUUUUAUGCAAAUCAAUGCUCAAAUGACAUUUAUCGCAGUAAGGUUUACACCACAUGUAAUUCUGCUGCUGCUGCUGCUGCUGCUGCUGCUGAGCCUCGCACACACACGUAAGGCUGAGAAAACAAAAUGUCCACCACCAGCGGUCGACAACUCAAUUUAUGCAUUGAUGUGAGAGGCGUCUAGAUAAACAAUUACCCCCGGCUCAAAUGGUCUAUAACCGGCUUUUUCCGUGUUGUCGGGAGGGGCGCCGCUCCAUGAAUAUGGAUCCCCUCUCCAUGUCUGAUGGCACAUUCUGAACCUUAACACCCAUGUAAAAUCCAUUUAAACACCUAAUAGGAUCAACUUGACUCAUGCAGCCAUGUCCUCACAAAUGUCACCUCCCAUGAUCAUACGCUGGAGAUUUCCUCAUACUGUCAGGCUGGUGCAAAUCAUUUUUUCCACGCCUUUCUGUAGCUGCAGUGCCACAUCAAAUGAGCCUAUUUCUAUGCAGGUUAAGUUGUCAUGUUGAAUAUUCCCAGGCAGGAGUUAAUUUUAAAGUCAGCCACACAGUCGUUGAGACAUGAUUGUAAUUAUACAAAUCAUCCUCAGUCAUAACCAUUGCAGAUUAUUCAAAUAAUACAAUUAUAUGUUUAACACUCAGUUUAGCUGAUAAUUACAGUCCUUUUCCUCAUGGAAACAAACAAAGCGAGACACUAGGAUGUGUGGAGGAGGAUGUAAAAUAGAGCCUGUGUAUUUAUUUAUUUGGUUGUUUGUUUUUGGCCUAAUCAGAAAUAAAUAAGAGUCAUGCACACACACGCACACGCACACACACACACACAUACACACACGCACACACACGCACACACACACACACACACACACACACACACACACACACACACACACACGCACAAACCUUUCUCCACCUCGACUGUGGACGUCCUCUUGUUCUGUGCUUGCGUGCGUCUGGGUUGCUUGUUGCUGCUGCUGCUGCUGCUGGGCUGGCUGACAUCACUGUUGGCACGUGAUCCAGUCAUCUCGUAUCAUGUGAACACAUUAUACUCACCUCCACUGACACACUGGAAGCCAUCGAUUUACUUUCCAGCUCCAAAAAUCCGACUGAAUUUGCCCUUAACUCCAAACUCCAAAGCUUUAUUUUCCUCUGUUUUGACUUUUAACACACAGCUUUUAGAGUCGUAGUGAUGAAAUUCUCAGUUACAUAAAGGCUCGUCAGUGAUGAUGUGGUAUAAAGUGCUGUCUCGGUGUCAUUCUGUGUGUGCCAGCCUGUAUUUGGACAGUCUACUGCCUGUUUUCAAACUGUUGUGAAGCUCUGCCACGCUGUAAAACAAAUAGUUGACACGUAAUGUCGAACGCAGCGGACACUUUCCUUGAUGAUUUGAUGAAUUAAGCAUCGUGUCCUCUCAACUGUGAGGGUUGUAAUUGCUGCUUAUGGCAGCGCUGGGAUGUCUAAACUGCGGGUUAUCUAAUGUGAACACGUCUUUCUCUGCAGUCACAGAGCUGUUGUGGCUGUUCACUAAUGUAUGCUGCUCUGUACUAAUGGCAUGAUGCUGCUGCCGCUGCCGCCGCCGCCGCUGCUCCUGCUGCUGAUGAUGAUGCUGAUGAUGCUGAUGGUGAGGAUUGUUUUUUAAGCUAACCACGGGCGGACGCUUGCAUGCAUUUCAUUUUAACAGCGGCACUGAUGUGUGUUUCAUAUUUCUGUCGAUUUCAUGUAAAUGUUUAUAAAAAGGCUGUAAAUAUGAAUAAAUCCCUCUUUUGAAAUGUGAAAUAAAGCUUUGAUUAAAAUAAUAA
Molecule: messenger RNA, 4224 nt
Organism: Betta splendens (Siamese fighting fish)
Lineage: Eukaryota; Metazoa; Chordata; Actinopteri; Anabantiformes; Osphronemidae
Exons: 4
Coding region: 1-705 (234 amino acids)
Source: RefSeq, a predicted model, not a curated record